UGUAGUGAGAUUAUAUUGGAGGCUUCUAGAAUCUUUCACGUGAAUCAGGCGUGAAAAGGGCGAUAGAAAUCCAUCCUCAUCUAGAAAUCAGCUCAUGAGAUCUCCAAUUUUCACGUAAAAAUGUCUUCUAUGGGAUCUCUUGCUUUCGAUGAAUAUGGUCGGCCUUUCAUCAUCAUCAGAGAUCAAGACUCUAAGUCGAGAUUAACUGGGAUCGAAGCCCAGAAGUCUCAUAUUCUUGCUGCUAAGACGGUCGCUAACACAUUACGAACUUCAUUAGGUCCAAAUGGCUUGGAUAAAAUGCUUCUCAGCCCUGAUGGUGAGGUAACAGUAACUAACGAUGGAGCCACCAUUUUGGACAAGAUGGACGUGGACCACCAGAUUGCUAAGCUCAUGGUCCAACUCGCCAAGUCACAAGAUGAUGAGAUUGGAGAUGGCACAACCGGUGUUGUUGUUCUUGCUGGAGCCUUGCUGGAGAAGGCAGAGCAGCUCCUGGAUAGGGGGGUCCAUCCAAUCCGUAUCGCUGAUGGCUACGACAUGGCUGCCAGGAUAGCUACCAGGAGAUUAGAUGAGAUUGCAGAUGCCUAUGAUGUCAGCCCAGACAACCUUGAACCACUUAUCCAGACAGCCAUGACUACUCUGGGAUCAAAAAUCAUCAGUCGUUUCCAGAGGAAAAUGGCCGAGAUCGCUGUCAACGCCAUCAUGGCCGUAGCUGACCUUGAGAGGAGGGAUGUUGACUUUGAGCUCAUCAAGGUCGAUAGCAAGGUGGGAGGCAAGCUAGAAGACACCAUGCUGGUCAAGGGUGUGGUCGUUGACAAGGACUUCAGUCAUCCCCAGAUGCCAAAGGAAGUAAAAGAUGCCAAGAUAGCUAUCCUGACAUGCCCUUUUGAACCACCCAAGCCUAAGACUACACAUAAACUUGAUAUCAAAUCGGUGGAAGACUACAAGAAACUCAGGGAAUACGAGAAGAAAAAGUUCACAGAGAUGGUGGAACAGGUGAAAGCAACAGGAGCUAAUCUUGCUAUCUGUCAGUGGGGCUUUGAUGAUGAGGCUAAUCAUCUUCUACUACAAAGAGAGCUACCAGCUGUCCGCUGGGUCGGAGGUCCAGAAAUAGAGCUGAUUGCCAUUGCUACUGGUGGACGCAUUGUACCCAGGUUUAGUGAGCUGACAGCCGACAAGCUGGGCAAGGCAGGCAUCGUCCGAGAGAUCGACUUUGGUACGACCAGGGAUAAGAUGCUGGUGAUCGAGGAUUGCCAUAAUUCAAGAGCAGUCACCAUCUUCAUUAGAGGAGGCAACAAGAUGAUUGUUGAAGAAACAAAGCGCAGUCUUCAUGAUGCCUUGUGUGUCAUUAGGAAUCUGGUCAAGAGUGGCAAUAUUGUAUAUGGUGGAGGUGCAUCUGAGAUUGCUUGCUCACUUGCAGUCAGUCAACAAGCUGAAUGGGUAUCGACCAUAGAACAGUAUGCCAUGCAUGCAUUUGCUGAAGCCCUUGAGUCUAUCCCUAUGGCCCUUGCAGAAAACAGUGGUCUUCACCCAAUCCGCACAGUGGCUGAUGUCAAGUCAAGACAGCUGAAGGAGAACAACUCUAGAUUAGGCAUUGACUGUAUGGGCAACGGAACCAAUGACAUGAAGGAGCAGCAUGUGUUUGAGACUCUGAUUGGCAAGAAGCAACAGAUCAACCUAGCUUCUCAGCUCGUCAGGAUGAUCCUGAAAAUAGAUGACAUCAGAGCACCAGGAGGUUAUUAAGCACACCCUCACAAGUGCUUUAAUAGCAAGUAGUGUAGAUAAUUUAUAUGCAAAGGGAGCAAAUGUUAAAGGCAUCAGCCAAAGGAAAGGCACUUGGUAUGUUAAGGGCUGUUCACAUAUCAUCAGUAAUGAUAACAAUUGGUGUAUGUAGAAAAAGGUAUGAACAGAGAAACCUGUAUAUAAAGACCACUCAAGAGAGGCAAAGAAAGUGGUCUUCAUAGGCAGUCGGUAUUUGUGAACAGGUUCCCUUCUUCAAGGGAAACAGUAAAUUACAGAAGGGUGGUCUUUCUAUACAGGCGGUUAUUAACGCAGGUUUCGCUUAACAUUUCAUGUAUUGAACAUUUUUCUUCUAUUCAAUACCUUUUCUACAAAGACCGAUUUUUAUCAUUAUAGUUAUCGAUGAUGUGUGGCCAGCCCUGUACUUGGACAUAUGACAGAAUUACCACAGAAAUGCCACAGUUGAUCUGAAGUUGUCUAAGCAAGAGAUCUAUUAUCUCAUGGGGGGAUAUGUGAUAACACUUCUUGAUGGGAAGCUGAAUAGAAGAGGUGAACGGGUGGUUUGACCUAACAUUUCUGUAAUUGCUUCUGUCUGUGUAAUGCAUUUGUUUAGCGGUUGUAGGAAGAUUUGCAUUUCCUCUGUUGUUCAUUGUAAAGAAGACCAUGUGGGUCUUGUAUGCUUUCAGCUGAUUUGACAUGAUAAGAGGAGAGUGGGUGUGCUUGGGUCAUGAGAUACACACUGGGUGCUUAUGCUCAUUCCUUGUAGAAACAUUUGUAUGCAGUUCAAGCAAAGAUAGUCUGCUUUGCAGCCCCUAGUCCAUAAUAAGGUUACUGAAUUAUUUGAAAACAUUUCUCUUGAGAUAUGUGCAAGCCUGUAUAUUAGUUUUGUUGAUUAUGUCAUGGUUUCGGGCAUAUUAUGACCCUUAUUCAGAGUACAGGGCGUAUCUCUGGCUGAUCAUUCCUUCUGUUAUUAACCAUAUAAUCUAUUUAGAGCCAGAAGGGCAUUAAAUCGUAUCAAUCGUUGGUAUUUAAGAGUGAACACACCUUCAGACUCAUGGCUGGUGAUAGCUUUGCAAACAUGCACAUAUUUUGGGGGAAUAUCAGUGGGCUUUAUCACUCAUUGGAUCAUUUAUCUCCCUGGAUUUGUAAACGAGAACUAUUUCUAUGGAAAGAAAUCUUCAUGAAUUGCAUAAAUUCAGUGUUUUUUCAGUUGUGAUCCGAUUAUUAAUUGCACAAAACAUUGGUGAAUCCCAACCAUUCGUAAUAUUUGCAAGUAUUUUUCUGGUCGGGUUGAAGACUCUUCUUGCAUUAGAAAAAGAUACGAGGUAGCCUUGAUGACGAGUAGUCAACAAGCAGGCAUGCUUCCGAUAAUUCUUAUCCCUGUUGAACCAAAAUAUACUAAAGAUAUCAAUUUCAAAAUUAUUGCAAUAUAAUGUAUAAAGCAGUGUGACCUUGUAGAUUUGAUGUGAAGUGGUGUAGUUUGUGGCAUUAUGUGAACGUUUCCCCAUUAUUUCAAUGUACUCACAUACAUUUGAAAGUUAACAGGUCAACAGUAAAAGUACUUCUCUUUCAGAGACAACAUCUAUAACACAAGUUUAAAAAAAAGGCGUUCAUUUAUAUUGCUAAAUUUAAGUGAUAAUGGGAAAGUGUAUUUCAUAUUCUGAUCAGUACAUGUUCAUAUUCUAUGCCAGUUGUGUGUAAAGUGUAAAUGUGUAUGAUUUUUUUCUUUUUUGUACUGAAUUGAAUAUGUAUUGACUUAAUAAAGAGCAUGAAAUAAACACACAAA
Molecule: messenger RNA, 3523 nt
Organism: Strongylocentrotus purpuratus (purple sea urchin)
Lineage: Eukaryota; Metazoa; Echinodermata; Echinoidea; Camarodonta; Strongylocentrotidae
Gene: cct5
Product: T-complex protein 1 subunit epsilon
Exons: 11
Coding region: 121-1740 (539 amino acids)
Biological process (GO): protein folding
Cellular component (GO): chaperonin-containing T-complex
Molecular function (GO): ATP binding; ATP-dependent protein folding chaperone; ATP hydrolysis activity
Source: RefSeq, a predicted model, not a curated record